This is a messenger RNA of Phytophthora infestans T30-4, 3711 nucleotides long. Its product is annotated as kinesin-like protein. Gene Ontology annotation, molecular function: microtubule binding; ATP binding; microtubule motor activity. Gene Ontology annotation, biological process: microtubule-based movement; mitotic spindle organization. Lineage: Eukaryota; Oomycota; Peronosporomycetes; Peronosporales; Peronosporaceae. Bases 1 to 3711 code for a protein of 1236 amino acids. The record is from RefSeq and is a predicted model, not a curated record. The transcript is spliced from 6 exons.
AUGACGACCGAUAGAAGUCGCCCAGAGCGUGUUGAGGAGCAGGACUCGGUCAAAGUCUGUGUGCGCAUUCGACCACUCGGUUCCAAGGAGAAGCACGAGCAGACGAAGAGCUGCAUCCGGAUUGCUGCAUCUUUCGACGGAUUAUCAAGUAGCAACACUUCUGCCUCGUCACGAGAUGGAUCCACGAGGGGCCCUCAACAGCUCAUCGUCGGAAAAGACCGCGCUUUCACUUUUGACAACGUUCUAGGUGUCACCAGCUCGCAAAUGGAGACGUACCGGUUGUGUGUGGCGCCACUGGUUCAAGGGUUCUUGGACGGCUACAAUGCAACCGUGUUAGCCUAUGGCCAGACAGGCACGGGAAAGACCCACACGAUGGCUGGAACUGGGUUUGAUGGUCGAGGUCGAGAGAAGAAUGGGGAGUUGCAAGGCAUCAUUCCAAGGGUGAUUAAGGCUGUUUUCAAGAAGCUACAGCACGAAGAAAAGGGUGACAACCAACGUCGGAGUGACCACACAUUACGAGUCGAGUAUGUUGAAAUCUACAACGAAGAACUUCGAGAUCUUCUCCAUCCAGAAACGACCUCGAAACAACUAGCAAUUCGUGAAGACGGAGAAGGGAAUAUCGUGAUCGCUGGGGUGAAAUCGGAGCCUGCAGACUCGAUGGAAGCGGUAUUCAGACAUUUGGUUGUUGGAGGCGCAUCACGUGUGACUGGUAGCACGUUGAUGAACGAGCACUCGAGUCGUUCGCACGCAAUCUUCAGUCUGCUACUGGAACAGCGAGACCUCACCUCAGGCACGCGCCGAUUCUCGAAAUUUCAUCUCGUAGACUUGGCUGGAUCCGAGCGUGCUAAGCGCACUGGAGCCGUGGCAGGUCGCUUCAAAGAAUCUGUCAGCAUCAACCAAGGACUUCUGGCGCUCGGUAAUGUUAUCAGUGCGCUUGGAGACGACAAACGGCGCAUUGGAACUGCUGGGGGCACUGUACACGUGCCAUAUCGAGACUCGAAGCUCACACGUCUGCUGCAAGACUGCUUAGGGGGUAAUGCUCGGACUUUGAUGAUCGCGUGUGUGAGUCCAGCGAGUGUGAACUUUGAAGAAACCCUCAACACGCUCAAGUACGCCAACCGUGCGAAAAACAUCAAGAACAAGCCGAUUGUCAACGACCGCGUCGCUAGCGAAGAAGAGCGUCAACGCAACGACCUGGAGAUGACACGCAUGAGAGAAGAGAUCGCCAAUCUCCAAACACAACUCCAACAGCACAAGACAGUGACGCCACCGUCACGGACACCAUCUCGCCCACCUUUGUCGAUCGGGAAGAAGGAGAAAGCCGCAGACAGCGAGCGAGAUUUGGCUGUUGUAAGCCGUGAACUUGCACAGGCCACGAAGUGUGCGAGUUUGUAUGGAGACGCCGUGGAAAGUAUUCGUACUUACUCGAUGGAAGCGGCUACACUCUUGGUAGCAAUGGAGCGAGAGAUCAUCUCGUUGGGGAGACCAGUUCAGCAGCGACUCAACGAGAUCGUGAAGCUACUUAACGCUUCCAUUCAGACGGCGAACUGUAGUGUCUUAAGUGCCAAGAAGCUGAUGCCUUCCCCGUCUCGUCGACAAGUGAAGGAUGAUCCUGCAAGUCAGGACGGUGAUUCGUCUCAACAGGAGGAAGAUACGACGAUUGUCCAGCAACUACGUCAUGAACUGAAGGAAGCCAAGACGAAUUUGGCUCGAGAUGAACAGAUUUUCGAGAUGAAGAAUGUCGACAUUCAAAAGCUUCAGGCGCUGCUAGUGGAGGCGAAGGGAAAGAACGAGAAACUUAUCCAGCGAGUACAAGAACUGGAGCGUGGUGGCCAGCUCUGGUCGAAUUCCGAAGCUCCACGCUCGAGAGAAAGAGAAAGCAAGGAACAGGGAGGCGAAACCUCAGACCGUACGACUACUUCAUCUCCUAGAGGUCGAAGCUCACGAUCUUCCAGUAGAAGUAAGAUACUAACAGCGUCACGUGGACUAUUUACUCGUCGUGGUGGGACUGCUGCAGCUUACGAUGGAGACGAAGACAAGGUGGUGAUGGACGAUGAGGACGACGAGUCCAGGAUGCCGUCUGCUCCACGCAAAUCCAGGAACGGGGCGAUCGGAUUCUCGCGUGGAAGUAGCAGAAGUGAUAGCACUCGAGGCAGUCUCACCUCGGGCACUCGGUUGAAAACAAGCGAAGCGAUUGAGAAGCUCGAGACCACCAUCGCUGCUCUACAGGAGAAACUCGAGGAGCUGCAGAAGAAGAAUGAGGAACUACUGGACGCCCGUGAGGGGUCUACCAGGCGCUGGUCCUUGGAACGGCAGAACUACGAGCGUCAACUUCGUGAGGCCGAACACUCGAUCGAGGCGCUGAAACGAGACAACCAGAUCCUCGAAGACUCGGUGCUUGAUGACACUGCAAAGGCGACAAUGAUUGAAGACCGACCGGAUACGACUGCUUCAAGCAAGUCAGGACGUCCGCCAAUCGCUAGCAGACCAGUCGACAAGGAAGCUAUGGUAGUUGCCUUUGAAAGCAGCGUCAAGCAGUUGAUCGAGUAUCAUGCGACGCGACGAGAAGUGGUUCACUUGCUGAAGGGCAAGAAAGAGGCUGAACAGAGCAGAAGCGAAGCAGCUCGACGCGUUAAUGCGUUGGAGAUGCAGAAAAUGCGUCAGAGCUUGGGCGUGCGUGAGAGUAUCUCGGAUUUAUCCAAGUCUCUUCAUGUGCUCGACGAGAAAAUGCAGGCAGCAUCCAAGUCUCUUGAGGAACUUGAGCGGUUGAAGAAGCUGCGAGCACGUGCAGAGCAGAAGCUCAAAGGCCUGCGUAGACAGGAAGAGAAGGCUGAGUUCCUGGACAGUGCAGCUCAACAGGAACUUCAGGAUCUCGAGGAGUUGAUCGUCGACUUGGACUCGCACAUCGCCUUCCAGGACGCCGAGCUGAAGGCUGCUCGAAAUGAUCUACUGGCUAUCAAACAUCGCUCGGAAACCACGGACGCCAAGUCACCUCUUGAUGGUCUAGCCAACAGUCUGGUUCAGCAUCUUGGACUCGGUAAUGCCGAGGCUGCGGGUGCUGCAGCUUCUGUCGUGGGAAAAUGUCUGGACGAGGUAGCGCGACUUCGAAUGCGUGUGAGUGAGAUGGGGAGCGAAGUUCAGGAGCUGCAAGGAAUGCUGGACGAGCGUAACGAGGCUCUCAGUCAGCUGGAAAGUGGCCUGGCAGUGGCUCGCGAUGAAUUUGACCGACGUCUUGCAGCUCAACAACAAGCGAGUGAUGAGGCCAUGGAGCAGCUCAAGAAGAUGCAGCCCAAGGUUCUUUGGCAAAAGCUAAUUGUUCGUUGCCAGAAGAAGGACGAGUACAUUGCCGACUUGGAGAAGCACCUGGUGUUCUACAAGUCUAAGGCGAAACAGAUGCAGGCUCAACUACAGCAGCUCAUCCGGUCGUCAACUGAGCAGCAAGAGCAGUCCGAGGACGGAUCUUCCGAUGCUGAACGAGAGCGGCAACUACAGCGGAGGAUUCAGCAACUCGAGGACGCUAAUGACGCGCUUAUGAAAGAUCUGGCCACUGCCAAAGUCUACCUUCGAGCUUCUCAGACUCGAGGCAGCGACGCCAGAAGCAGCGGAGAACACGCUGGAGCGAAAGUAGUUCGGGUCUCCCGGAGUGAGCUCCGCGAACUUGCAGCUCCUCCAGCUCCACCUUUACAAGCCUCAGACCUACGUAAGGAGUGA